AUGUCAGCCCAGGACUACAUUGUCAUUGUGAAAGAUAUCGAGAAAGGCUGCGCUACAUUCGGCCAGUGGGACCGCCUCAGCACAAACAUGGUCUUUGCGCUUCCAUGGCGACUUCUGCAGCAAUGUCCAGAUGGACUGAUACUAGAUGAGCCCGAGACGGUAGAGAAGUUGGCCGAGAAAGAAGAUGCCUUGUCGGAAUGGGACAACGGAGACCGCGGUGUCCGGUGGGACGAAAAUGUAGGCUGGACGUUCAAGUCUCUAGAGAAGCCAGACGCACCUAGUACCGAAGAAGACUUGACUCUGCAACCGAGCCUCGCAGAUUCUGUCGAAGAGGAAGUCCUGGCAUACAUAGCGACACUACACACUUGCCGGAAGCCUUACCCGCAUAAAGGUUCCAAGGCGCCCGAGUUCCGGACGGAACACUCGUGA
Molecule: messenger RNA, 429 nt
Organism: Alternaria viburni
Lineage: Eukaryota; Fungi; Ascomycota; Dothideomycetes; Pleosporales; Pleosporaceae
Exons: 2
Coding region: 1-429 (142 amino acids)
Source: RefSeq, a predicted model, not a curated record